CCCAACUUCCAUGGAAACUCUAGGGCCUCUCGACAUCUUUUUAUACAUUUAUUUAUUUUUUAAAACUAUUAUUUUCAUAACAUUGCUUUAAAGAAGUUUUUUUUUUUCCAUAUUUUUCUAAAAUAAUAGUAAAAAAGUUUUGAAAAUUAAUUUCCUUUUUCUCACUUUUUUUUCAAUGGAUAUCUAGACAAAAGAAAUUUUUUUUAUAAAUUUUUCUUCUCCUUUUCUUUUAUUUUUAAAAUUUUUUACUUUAUUUUUAUUUUUUUCUAACUUUCUGAAAAUUGUUAUAUAAGCAGCCAAACAAGACUUCUUCCUUCCAAGCACGCAGACCAUAUUCCACAAUAAUAUGAUAUAUUAUAGGAAACUUCUAUGGUGCUGAGGGAGGUACCAUACCUCAGAUUUUUUAUAGUCGUUGGAUGCAAGAGUUUAAAUCUCAGCCAUUGAAAAGAAAAAGAAAAAAAGGAAAAAGGAAAACUGGCUACCUGUUGUCUCCCCCUCUCAGGCCAUUUUCCCGUUUGUUCCCUCUUUCCCGUUUGUUCCCUCUCUUCCCUCAUUUUCUACCUGUUCUCUCCCCCUCUUAGCCCCUCUCUCUUCUCCUCCAUAGUCGAGCGUCUUCUCCUCUAGCUGUGUCUCGUGCUCUCGUCUCCAGCUGUGUCUCGUGCUCUCAUCUCCACACUCCUCCAUAGCCGAGCGUCUUCAGCCCCUCUCUUCUCCUCCAUAGCCGAGCAUCUUCUCCUCCAGCCGUGUCUCGUGCUCUCAUCUCCAGCUGUGUCUCGUGCUCUCAUCCCCACACUCCUCCAUAGGCGGCCGUCUUGUCCUCCAUAGUCGGUUGUGUCCCCGUGCUCUGAUCUCCACUCAUUCUCGACAGCCGAGUCUAGAAAUCCUAUCUUCGGAAGAAACGCAAGAGGCAAAUGCGAGACAAUGAAGAAAUGAGGGAAAGAAAGCACUGAAGAAGGAGAUAGAGACCCCUCUCACGAUUAAUCUUCAGUCGAGUUUCUGUUUUCUCCAUUUUUUAUCGAGUUUGCCGAUAUUUUCCUCUCUUCUCCAUACUCGACUCUUCUCAGGUAUCUCCAUCGACUGUUAUUUUCAGGUGCUUUAAGUUGUCUUUGUGUAUUGUUGGAUGUUUUUGUGUUAUUGGGUGUUUUCGGGUAAGAUAUUGUAGCUGUUCCGGGGGACAUCUUUUUGAGUUCUGGCUUUUUUAGUAUCCCCUUUGAUUAUGUCCAUAUUUAGUUUUCAUAUUUGGGGUUUUUUCGGGUUUUGAAGUAAAGAGUACGAUAUUCCCGCUCCCUCCCUCCUAUCCAUAACCCUUGUAUUUUGUUCAUAUUUUAUAUUUUGUUUAAGGGGUGUUUUUGGCUUUUAAAUUUCCUGGUUUGAAGACCCGAAUUGAAGACAUAGCUGGAAGAAAAAGAAGAAAAAAUGAGCGAACGCGAUGGACUUGAAGUUGUUAGAAAUCCAAAGAGGCCUAUCGGCGCUUGGAUACAUUACUAUAAUGAUCAAUUAGCCAUGAUGAAAGAGAAGGAUAAAGGAGUGAAGAUAAAUGAUGAUUUGAGGAAAAAAUUGGGCAAGAAGUGGAAUGCACUUUCAAAAGUAGAAAAAGAAAAUUUCAUGGCAAAGUCCAAAGAAAGUUCAAAACAAUAUUCACUUCAAAAGGGUGUAGUUCCAAAGUUAUAUCUUCAGACUCGAUGCUCCCCCGAGCGAGUUAUUAGAGUGAUUGAAAAUUUAGAACCAAAGCAAAAGGCAGCCAUAGAAGAAAUAGGAUUUGGUAGCCUCUUGCAACUUCGAUGUAGGAAAAUUGAUCAUGGGUUAUGUCUUUGGUUGAUAAAUAGUUUUAAUCCGAACACUUAUAUGUUACAGUUGUAUAAUACUUGUAUCAAAUUAUCCCCCAUUGAUGUUGAAUUCAUUAUGGGAUUGAGGGCAAGAGGGUUCAAGAUUGGCAUGAACAAAGAUGUUGGUCAUAAGAAUGAUUUAUGUAAAAAAUAUUGUGAUAAAAAAGGGCGAUUGCCAUUAGUGAUGUUAGAAAAUCAAAUUAGGGAGGAUAAAGAGGGUGGAAACGAUUUUAAAGUUCGUUUUGUAUUAUUUGUGUUGGGUGCAUUAUUGUGCCCAACAAUGAAGCUUUUUGUGAAUCGCUCUUUCUUACAUCUUGUGGAAGACAUCGAUUAAUUAAAGAAGAUGAAUUGGGCAGAAUUUGUGUUGUCCUAUCUUGUGCACGGGAUUGAAGAGUUUAAGAAGAAACAACAAAGUGGGGUUUACGGUUGCUUAUUGUUUUUAAUGUUAUUCUACCACGAGCAUAUAUCGUUUGAAGAGAAAUUCCUACCGCUAUAUACUCGACCUUCUCCUCGGAUUACUGCUUGGGGAGAUGAUGAAGUAUUGGAUAGGAAACGAAGAUUGAAAAAACUUGGUGGAUAUGCAAAUGAGAAUGUAAGUUAUAG
This is a messenger RNA of Vitis vinifera (wine grape), 2429 nucleotides long. RefSeq lists its product as uncharacterized. Bases 1417 to 2160 code for a protein of 247 amino acids. The record is from RefSeq and is a predicted model, not a curated record. The transcript is spliced from 6 exons. Lineage: Eukaryota; Viridiplantae; Streptophyta; Magnoliopsida; Vitales; Vitaceae.